Messenger RNA from Peromyscus eremicus (cactus mouse), 1614 nucleotides. It is a transcript of the gene Vstm4, whose product is annotated as V-set and transmembrane domain containing 4. Lineage: Eukaryota; Metazoa; Chordata; Mammalia; Rodentia; Cricetidae. The record is from RefSeq and is a predicted model, not a curated record. The transcript has 8 exons. Bases 102 to 1061 code for a protein of 319 amino acids.
CAGCAGAGCUGGCCUGGGCUGUGGCAGGAGGCCGAGGGGCGGGCCAGGCCCUGAGGGCGGAGGCGCUCUGCCGGGUCACAGCGCCGGGCUUCGGCGGGAAGAUGCGGCUGCGGCUCCUGGCGCUGGCGGCGGCCGUGUUGCUGGGUCCGGCCCCGGAGGUAUGUGGUGCUCUCAAUGUCACUGUGUCCCCAGGACCUGUGGUUGACUACUUGGAAGGGGAAAAUGCCACUCUCCUCUGCCACGUCUCCCAGAAGAGACGGAAGGACAGCUUGCUGGCUGUGCGCUGGUUCUUUGCCCCUGAUGGCUCCCAGGAGGCCUUGAUGGUGAAAAUGACCAAGCUUCGGGUAAUUCAGUACUAUGGGAACUUCAGCCGUAUUGCCAACCAAAAGAGGCUGCGUCUGCUGGAGGAGCGCCGGGGGGUACUGUACAGGCUGUCUGUCCUGACGCUCCGGCCAGCAGAUCAGGGGCAGUAUGUCUGCAAAGUACAAGAGAUCAGCAAGCACAGGAACAAGUGGACAGCCUGGUCCAACGGCUCCUCAGCGACAGAGAUGAGAGUGAUCUCCCUCAAAGCUGCUGAAGAUUCACCAUUUGAGAAAAAGAAAGUGACCUGGGCAUUAUUUGAAGAUCUCUAUGUGUAUGCUGUCCUUGUGUGCUGCGUGGGGAUCCUCAGCGUUCUCCUCUUCACCCUGGUCAUCGCCUGGCAGUCGGUGUUUCACAAGAGGAAAUCUAGAGUGAGACAUUAUUUGGUGAAAUGUCCUCAGAACAGCUCAGGUGAGACUGUCACCAGUGUGACCAGCUUGGCCCCACUGCAGCCACAGAAGGGCAAGAGGCAGAAGGAGAAGGCAGAUGUCCCUCCUGCAGUCCCUGCCAAAGCUCCGAUCGUCGCCACUUUCCACAAACCAAAGCUGCUGAAACCCCAGAGGAAGGUCGCCCUGCCAAAGAUCGCUGAGGAAAACUUGACCUAUGCCGAGCUGGAGCUGAUCAAACCACGCCGUGCCGCCAAGGGCGUCCCCAGCAGCACCGUGUACGCGCAGAUCCUCUUUGAGGAGAACCAGCUGUAGUGACGCCUCUCCUCGGGCCGCCACCUGCUCCCUCUAUUUAUGACACUCUGAAACAGAGGCCCUAUUUUUGUAUUUUCACACGUGCCUUCACUGUGAUGGGGAGCCCCUUCCCAUGGCAGUCUCGUGUCUUCUAAGAGGUACGCACUCCCCAGGAAAGAGAGGCCACAGCCUUGGGCUAUGUCUCCUCGCACAAGAGGUCCCUGGCCUGAUCCUGAGGUGCGAGGACUCUGCUUCCAGGAGAAUCAGCUGAGCCAACCCUUAUCACCUUCUCUUCUUUUCCUGAGUCUUAAUUUGUUGAAUAACAAGUUAAAUCUCAAUUUCAAUCUGCCACCCUCACUGUGUCUAAGACAUCAAGCACCCAGUUUAUAGCCACAGGAAAUGCCUGUAGAGGUCACAGAGAGAGGUGGGAUAUAUGGACUCACUGGUUCUCUGAGGCUCAGAUGUGUUGCCGGGACACCCAGAGCACAGCAAGCCCCCAGUUGUGAUGGCAGGCAGCCACUUAUGAUGGCAUCCAUUGUUUUUAAUAGAUGCUCUGAAGCUGGCCGUGUAAGGG